Molecule: messenger RNA, 2849 nt
Organism: Mizuhopecten yessoensis (Yesso scallop)
Lineage: Eukaryota; Metazoa; Mollusca; Bivalvia; Pectinida; Pectinidae
Product: growth hormone secretagogue receptor type 1-like
Exons: 5
Coding region: 505-1641 (378 amino acids)
Biological process (GO): G protein-coupled receptor signaling pathway
Cellular component (GO): plasma membrane
Molecular function (GO): G protein-coupled receptor activity
Source: RefSeq, a predicted model, not a curated record
UAAAUUACACAGCAGUGUAUGUCUAUCGUAGUGCAAAGUAUACACCGACAAAGGUGGCCGCGGAAUUCUCGCCUGUUGUGUCACCAACGUAUAUGAGUGUAUUGAUUGCUUAUAAAGUUUCCAGACUGACAUAACUCGGUUCAGUGUAAUUGCCACAACAGAGUAUUUCUAUCCGAUUGCAGUCUAGAGACGGUGGCCAGUCCAGGUGGAACGAUACAUGUUCUAUUAGGACCUCGUGAACAGGCAUAUGGUCAUAGUAGAUAAUGACGUCACACCGUUGAUAACCAGAUCAAGUUACGCGUCCUGUAUCUGACCGUGUGGAUAAUGUGAAAGUGUGAACCGAAAAUAUAAAACCCUUUAUCAGGAAACAUUCAGCAGUUAAGCAGAUGUUGUUUUGAGACGUUCACCGACUAUGGACACUGCUGCCAACUCAGGCCACAUAGACAAGUGAUAGUGAAUUGUGCUGAAGUGGAAAUGUUUUAAACUUUGUCAGCAUUUUGGAUCAUGCAGAAUACCAGUAUGUACGAGAACGUGACCUUAAACCUCAACAUGACCCAGGGAGCGGGUCUCCCCCCAACCGUCUCCGAGAUCCUUCAGACGUUUGCCCCGGCGGUCAUUCUCGUAGACAGGGUCAUCUCCCCCAUUUGGUACGUGGUUGGACUCAUAGGCAACCCUAUAUCCGCGUACAUAUGGCUAAGUCGACGCAUGCGAAAGAACAAUUCUUCUGCCAUCUACCUUGGAACACUUGCAAUUGUGCAUACAAUAUUCUUGUUUCUUCACUUCAUUAUGGAGUUGAACUAUGCUUGGGACACACCAACGUACAAUAAACCGGUCAUUUGUGCCCUAUUCAACGUUCUAUUGAUCAUGCCACAGUACCUGACGCCCUUAUUCGUCAUGGCAUUCACGGUGGAGCGUUAUAUUGCAGUGUGUCACCCAUUUUCGAAGGAAAAGUUUUGUACGGUGACCCGCGCUAUCAAAGUAUCUGUCUGUCUGACGGCCUUCUCCCUCAGCCUGGCAUCCGUCCAGGCUUACAUCUGGGUCUACGUUGAAGAACACCAGAGUUGUAAGUUCGCUCCGCACGAUGACAUCAUUAAAUUCGAAAAAGUGUGGACCAUGGUAACGGAAAUGCUGCUGUUUUUCAUCAUCCCGGUAUGUGUGCUUGUAUUCAAUGUGUGUGUUAUCCGUGAGAUCAAGCGUAUUACAGGUACAGUUCCGGUGAAUAGUCCACAAGCAGGAGGCGGAAAUACCACUUCAACCAUUACACUGCUGUCCGUGUCUUUCUAUUUCAUCUGUACGUUACUUCCGGCGUCCAUUGUAUACGCCUUGCAGUCUCUGCUCCCCCAUGGGACGUACCCGUCAACUCUUCAGGAAAUGGCCGUAGAUCCUGUCUGGCAAAGAUACUUCACGUACCUGACAAUUCGCAAAGUUGUGGAAGAGAUUUGUUUAUCAAACAAUGCCUUAUAUGGCUACAUUUACUACAUAACAGGUCCGCAUUUCCGAAAGGAAGUAAAUAAAUUAUUUGGAAUUACAAAAUGUAAAAAACUGGUGAAAAAAUCUUCUACACAAAGCCCAAAAUCAGAGUACUCGCUGGUGUCGUCUAAUGGGAAAACUCAGUAUGAUUGUGUUUCUACACAAAUAUAAAUCAGACGGUGCGCUUUUGUGUGAAACGGAAGACAGUAUAUGGCUUUGUUAAUACUGCUAUUUUCAUAUUUUCUUGAUUGACUAGAGGCAUAUCGGUGUCAACCUGGCUCAAGUUAAGGGCUGCUUAGCCACCAAACCUGAAAAACAACCGGAAGUAGCGAUGUGUAACAACUGAUCCCAGAAUUCUUUGCAACGGAUGAAGUUUUAUUGUUAAUUGACGGUGACGUAGUGCGUAUGUCUCUCGUAGUGACGGGAGACGUCCAAUUUUAGAGACUCAUACAGUUGUGAUAAACCACAUGGAUCAUUGUGCCUACAGACAUAAUUUGCCAAUGAUUAUGUUAUAGACUUGAUAUGUUUAAAUAUAGUGCUAAACUACAUGUACCAAAAACAGAUGUAAAUAGUGUAUGUUGAUGUAAGUAGAUCCUGGUUGGAACAUCAGCUUCCAUCGGCUUGCUGUUGUACAUUAAUAUCUGCUUGUAAUAAGAUGCUUCGUUAUGCAUAAAAUAUAAUUUGAACAUUGUGUUUACCUGUGCUUGAACGACUAACGUAUAAACAGUAUACUCUAGGGGUUUAAGUUUUCCUAAAAUAAAAUAUAAAAAGUCUUAAUCAAAUCAAAAUCCAGAUUUGCUUCUAUAUAUUCCUUUUUCUGUUACAUUUGUAUAUCCACUUCGGGACAUUUGCUGCGCAGAAACGGAUUAUUGAAUCAUAAAACAAUAGAUGUCCCUUAGGUCAUCAGUCUGAGAGCAAUAGUGAGAGAGUGUGUCUCUUGACAAUAGACAGUAAGCUUUGAUUAUUGCGGAGACGAGAUACAAGUGAUGAACAAACUCAUCCCUGUACGAAUGCGAGCUUAUAAGUAACGUAGAAAUGACGAGACAUUAUUACGAAAUGACUUCCUGUUCUGGUGAUAAAAGGAAGCAAGUCCUAAUGACCCAUGUGUUAGUAGGUGUACAAAAUCGAGACGACUAGAGUGUGAAUUGAUGUCAAACACAAAGAUCGCACUGAAUUUAGAGUCGAUUGGAGACAAAAACAGAUUAUAUAGACUCUUGUCUCAAAUUGGUAAGAAAACAUUGAUCGUGCAGUGUAGAGUGUGGAUGGUGACAACAGCUGAUCGUACAUAUAAAUCGUAAAGACUAAUGGUAUAAUUGCGUACAUGUACAAACACAUGCCGUACAGACCAGAGUGUAAAUUUAUGAAAAAUAAACACAAUA